Messenger RNA from Penicillium angulare, 2490 nucleotides. RefSeq names its product P-loop containing nucleoside triphosphate hydrolase protein. Lineage: Eukaryota; Fungi; Ascomycota; Eurotiomycetes; Eurotiales; Aspergillaceae. Gene Ontology annotation, molecular function: protein binding. The record is from RefSeq and is a predicted model, not a curated record. The transcript is spliced from 2 exons. The coding region runs from base 1 to 2490 and encodes 829 amino acids.
AUGAACGAAUCUCACGCAAUCUCGCUCUUUGAAAAGAAGGUUGGGGCACAGCCCGAGCGCUCUGCAAGUAUUCAGCUAGCUGCCGCUCUAGAGUUUAUGCCACUCGCGAUUGUGCAGGCGGCGGCUUUUAUCAAGCAAAGAGCACCACGAGAGUCAGUGCCACAAUAUUUGCAAAGGUUUCAGAAAAGCGAUAAGCAGAAAAUCAAUCUUCUUGAUUAUGAAGGGGGCCAACUUCGCAGGGACCCAGAAGCCAAGAAUGCUAUCCUUGUAACAUGGCAGAUAUCAUUUGAGGAUAUUCAGGAAAGAAGGCCAUCAGCAGCAGGUCUCUUAUCUCUCAUGAGCUUCUUUGAUAGACAAGGGAUCCCCAACAGUCUCCUGCAGGAAGUUCAAGCUACAAAAGGGAAAAACAAAGAGAGCGAUUCAAGUGACAGAGAAGAUGAAAUAAGCGUGUCCAGCGACGCCGACAAGUUUGAGAACGAUAUAUUAUUGCUCAGAGACUAUUCGCUGAUAUCCGUCACGUCAGAUCCAGCAAAUUUUGAGAUGCAUCGAUUGGUCCAACUAGGAAUGCAGAAAUGGCUUCAAGCUCAAGACCGCUUAGAGCACUGGAAUGAAGUUUUUAUCCCAAGGUUGGAUAGACAUUUUCCCGAAGGAAGGUUUGAGAAUUGGAAAGAGUGUCAGAUGCUAUUUCCUCAUGUGCAGUGUGCAACCUUGCAGAAACCGGUCGGAAAAGGCUCAAUGGAAAAGUGGGCAUCACUUCUUCACAAAUCAGCGUUGUUUGCAUGGGAGAGAGGGAACUUCAACGAUAGUAGAAAGAUGGGAAUGAAAGCAAUGAAAACAAGGGAAAGUCUAUUUGGGGCGAGGAACGAAAGAACACUGAGGAGUUCUAAUAUGCUUGGUUUAGCGUAUAGUCUGGGAAGGGAAUGGAAAAAAGCCGAAGAUCUCCAGCUGCAGGUGAUGGAGACUCGUAAGGAGGUACUUGGACCAGAGCAUCCCGACACUCUGACUAGCAUGGCCAACCUAGCAUCAACCUACUGGAAUCAGGGGCGAUGGAAGGAAGCCGAGGAGCUCGAGGUACAGGUGAUGGAGACUUUCAAGGAGGUUCUUGGGCCAGAACAUCUCUCUACUCUGACCAGCAUGGCCAACCUAGCAUCAACCUAUUGGAAUCAGGGGCGAUGGAAGGAAGCCGAAGAUCUCCAGCUGCAGGUGAUGGAGACUUGUAAGGAGGUACUUGGACCAGAGCAUCCCGGCACUCUGACCGGCUUGAAUAAUCUGGCAUUAACCCUAAGAUCGCUGGGCGAAAAUGAAACUGCGUUACAAAUGAUGACCACGUGUGCUGAAUAUCGCAGCCAAAAGUUAGGCCCUCAUCAUCCAUCCACCUUAUCAUCAAUGACCACUUGCAAGGAGUGGCAGAGUUCAGACAAAUUAUGGCCACGACUUAAUCAGUUACAUGCUGGAGACUUAGAAGCUGAGAGGCUUGAAGACGUGAAUGGUGUUCACGAUACGACAGAUAACCCCAGACGUGAGUUCAAAAUGAGCGAUGAUUCGGUGGGUCAGGGCACGAGGGGGAAAAGCCCUGAACCAAAGACUUCGGUGGGCGCGAGUCCCGAGACCACAGCCACGGCAGGCAAUCGCAACAGUUCGGAAAGCAAUAGCGACACCCAAGAGAGUAACAACGAUGAUCUAGAGACCACAGCCACGGCAGGCAAUCGCAACAAUUCGGAAAGCAAUAGCGACACCCAAGAGAGUAACAAUGAUGAUCUAGAGACCACAGCCACGGCAGGCAAUCGCAACAAUUCGGAAAGCAAUAGCGACACCCAAGAGAGUAACAACGAUAAUCUAGAGACCACAGCCACAGCGGGCAAUAGCAACAGUUCGGGAAGCAAAAGCGACACCCGAGAGAGCAGCAAUGAUCACAAACGUAAACCGCCGACACACGGCGAUAGAUCUAAAAUUGAUGCGGCAUCUCAAAACGAUCGUCAGAAGAAACGACGGGAAGGCGAGACCGCAGAUACCGCGUCACAUAAUAAUCGCCCCCCCAAAAAACGGAAGGGUAGGGAACCUGCUAUUGAUCUUGAUUCAACCCUCGUCAAAGAAUGGCUUCAAAACCCAAUUUCAUUUUUCUCAUCGGAAUUAACGCUCCAUGAAAAACCAUUCGGCAGUACAUGUCAGUAUCUGCAAAGUCUUGGAUCAUCGAGUGAACUCGAUCGUGUCCGAAAGCGAAUUGUCAAAGCGCUCUUUCAUCGACUGCGAAAAAGACUGGGAACUAAUCGCCUUACUCAAAGUGUCGUCAAGGAUCUAGCAAAAAUUGCUUCCAACUCAACCCAUUUCAAAAUCUCUUUUGAAACCAUGAAAAAUUGGCUGGAUGAGGGGAAACGACUAGAUUCUCUUUGCUGGGCAAUUGCAGGAAAUAAAAAGGAAGGCUCGCAGCCUCAAAACUAUUUCUAUCUGGGUAGCUUAUUUUUUCUGAGAAAAUGUACCGAUACGGAGUAA